Messenger RNA from Delphinapterus leucas (beluga whale), 4822 nucleotides. It is a transcript of the gene ERMN, whose product is annotated as ermin. Lineage: Eukaryota; Metazoa; Chordata; Mammalia; Artiodactyla; Monodontidae. Gene Ontology annotation, cellular component: extracellular exosome; cell cortex; paranode region of axon. Gene Ontology annotation, molecular function: actin filament binding. Gene Ontology annotation, biological process: actin filament organization; morphogenesis of a branching structure; regulation of cell projection organization. The record is from RefSeq and is a predicted model, not a curated record.
GUAACAUUUAUUCAACAAUAAUUUCUUUUCUCUAUUCAGUACCUACUUAUUUCAAGGCAGAUGCUACAUGCUGGGGACACAUGUAAGUAAGUUAACCAUGCUCUCUGCCCCGAUAAGGCUUAGAUUCUAGUUGGUGAGAGACAUUAUGCAGAUAACUGUGCAAUUACUUAUUUAAUCACAACUGUGAAGAGAACUCUGAAGGAGAAAGAUAAUGUGUUAACAGGAGUCCCAUCGUAAUCCUGUGGGUCAGGGGAAGUGUCUUUAAAGAAAUGGUAUUUCAGAGGAGCUGGUUAGGCCAGGGGUUUGGCCUUGAGGAAGAGAAGGGCGUUCCAAGCUGAGGGAGCAACAUGGGCAAAGGCUCUGGAAUCAUUUUGCACUAGAUGAGGUUCAACAAAGAAAAGAAUUAAUGUCUUACUUUAAGAAGGAAGGAAUGGUAGGUGGCAGAUGUUUUAUAUAAUCACCUGUUUCCCCCAAAGGCAGACAGUGUGGGUGCCUUAUAAUUUUACCAGCACCAUGAAACAACAGUAGGGAAUAUUGAAAAUAAUUCUGAUUGAGGGAAGGGAAGAUUUCAUGGAGGCAAUUAUACUAGGGUUUUACAGGAUGGGUUGAGCUACAAUAGACAUGAAUAAACUAGAGGAUAAGAAGCUAUAGACCAAAUAAGUCACUGAAAUGUAAAAUGUUUGGUAUUAGCAAGACGGCAGAAUUUAUGCUUGUAUUUUCUUAGAUCUACUUCUCUGGGCUCCCGAAAGCAUACCGUGGAAUCCGCUGCCAGAGCCACUUACAGUAAAGUUGUCCUGUUUACAGGUUUUUGAUAAGCUGUUUUUAUUCUUUAAUAAAUAAGAAAAGAGGCCAUUGUCCUUUACAAAAUAGCUGAGGUUGUACUUGAACAAAAUCUGUUUGGAAAUGUUAAGCUGGUUACACAGAACUAAUAUGCCUCAAGGUGGUCAUUCUCUCUGGAUUAAAGCUGUGGAACAAUUGUGGCUCCUGUUACAAGGAAAAUGACAAAGGGCCAUUAUGAAAAGGGACAAAAAUCUCUGUUCCCAGAGGGGGACUGACAAGCUGAAAGUCCCCCUGUACAUGCCAACACAAAAGGCUGAUUGCCUCCGAUUGUUUGUUUAUGUAAAUCAAAAGGCUGCCAUUAAUUCUGCAAGUGGGACUGCUGAGCAACAAAGAAGGUGGUGAUUGGCCAGAUUCUCGCUCAUGGGUUGGUGGCAAAUCUGACAAAUUCUAUUACUUUUGUGCUAUGCUCUAUCUGCACACCUUCAGGAAAAGAAGCUUGUUAUUAUGCACUAAAGGAAAUCAUUUGUGUCCUUAGAGUAAGAGCUGGAUUUGAAGGCAAGAGAACUUCUCAAGGAUCUUCCCCAAAGCUCUCUCCAAGUCGGACUCAACUGUACAUCAUGACAGACGUUCCAGUGACAUUCAGUCAGGUUGAGUGUAAUGGGGAUACACCCCCUGAAAACGGUCAACAAAAAAUCACUAAAAUCACGGAAAAAGCCAGUGAUAUGGGUGGCACCCCACCAUACUGCAGGGUAGAAUCUAGUCUUGGAGAUGAACCCACGAAAGGAAGUCAGGAGAAAAGUGAAAAAUUACAAGAGAACAUACUGCUCCACUCGUCCAUGGAGGAGAAGAUUCUAAAAGAAAAACCAGAAGAGAAUCUCUACAUUGCUCAUAAGGCUAUCACAGAUCUUUCUCUCCAAGAAACAAGUGUUGAUGAAAUGACAUUCAGAGAAGGACAUCAGUGGGAGAAGAUUCCCUUGAGCAGCAGUUACCAAGAACCAAGUAGACGAAAGGAAAGGAUUGCUGAACAACCUUUAGGAGAGAGAGAAGAUGAGGAUCUGAAGAACAAAACUCAACACCAGGCAAUGGAAAUUGAAUGGCUAGGAUUUCGGAAACCAAGCCAAGCUGAUGUGUUGCAUUCUAAGCAUGAUGAGGAGCAAGCGGUUUGGGAUGAAGAAAUUAAUAAUGAUGAUGAUGAUGAUUGCAAAGAUGAUGAAGAUGAAGUUCAAGUGAUAGAACUUAAGAAAAAAAAUGAAGAGCGUUCUCAGUUAAAAGAGGAAGGCGAUGCAUGUGAGGACUCCCCACUGAGCAGCCCCAGUUCCCAACCUGUCACACCUGAUGAGCAGCCAACCUUCGGGAAGAAGGGUGAUAUUUCCAGAAAUGCUUAUUCAAGAUACAAUACGAUAUCCUAUCGGAAAAUCAGAAAGGGGAACACCAAGCAAAGAAUUGAUGAAUUCGAGUCUAUGAUGCAUUUAUAAACUAACUGGAACUGAGAAGUUCUCAUGCCCACUAAAGCAAAAGCUAAUUCUCUUUUCCUGAGAUGCAUCUUUGUAUGCCUUGAGUCAUCCCCCAUAAAGAAGUGGAAGCUUAAUCUCUGUUUCACCGCAGAAUAAUGUGGAAAUAACCCUAGGCAAAACUCAGUCUGGUAACCUCAGAUCAAAAAGCUUUAGAUUCAUUCUUGGAUAUUUGCUUUUUAAAUCCUCACUAAUAUAGCCUGUGUGCUAAGCACUAAACAGUUUGACUUUAAAAGUAGCAAUGCCGGGAAAUGUAGUCAUCAAAUGAAAGAGGACUAUUUGAAAUGAAAUGUAUUUCUUUUGGUGUCUUUCUUCCUGUACACUGAGGGUGAUAGAAAGUCUGGUAUCAAAUCUCUCUUUCUUUAAAACGUGGUUUUACAGACUCUGGCAAUAAACUUUCCAAAAUACUUUGCCUUUCCUAUUAUCUUCAGAUUUUAAGUUGUUUUUCUUGGCACGUACAGAGUGAAAUUCUGUAUAGGCUGCCUUCCUAGGUGUUACCAUUCACUGAAUUUUCUCACUAGAGGGGCUGAGCAAUUGUCAGUCAGGAAAAUUCUGUUUACUAAAUGUUGGCUUUAUGUUCUCAAGAUGAAUUAAAUCCAUUGUGAGAUUGCCACAGGGAGGGGCUGGAAGAUUGGUGGGCAAUUGACUAAAGAGUUAUAUCAGAUAGAUUAUUUCUGAGACUGAAAAUAAAAUCUUGUCUAGCACAGUUAAUGUCAUUAAACAUGAAAAUGACAGCUUUAGCACAAUUUUAAGAAAAUACCCCUCUCUAUUACUACACUUUCUCCUAUUAAGAGUAUCUCAGAAUAAUUUUCUUUCCUUAGAAACCUGAGACAACUCUAGUCAUAACUGUACUAGUUACUAUGAAAAUGGAAAUAAUUAUCUUAGAAUAUUUUCAAAGUAGAGUGUGAGCAUGUAUUUUUAGUGAGAAAGCUCUGAUGGUUGUUGGGAAUAUAUAAUUUACUGGACCUCAGCCCAAAUCAAGAUGCCUAAAAUUGUGCUUGUGAAGCUUCACUCAAACCAAUGUGUCAGAUAAUGUAUUGAAUAUUUAUGAAAAGGGAGAGUCUAUAUUUAUAUUCUUAGAUAGUUCCAUAAUUUUUCAUUUCAUGCUUCUAUAUAUAUUAUCCUGAGCUUUCUGUCACCACAGAUAAAGACAUUUCUUUUGGCCCUAGAAAUAAAAAGACAAUUCGUUAUUGUCUGAAUGUAAUACAGUCUUCAUUGUACUAUUCAACCCUUUGUUUAUUUAUUUUUCAUUUUGUGAAAAACCCUGGGUUAGCCCUUCUCAGAGUUUUGCUUGUUUAUGUGUAACAAAUCCCACACAUUCUAAAGGCACUUUCUUUAAUUCUUUAUUAUCAUGUAAUAUGUUUCCAUGGUAUCAUAUACUAUUAGUGUUUACGAGACUCAAUUUUGAAUUUUUUCCUUUUAUUCUUUCAAACAGAUACUUCACAACCUGACCAUAUAUAAGUCUGUCACGCUUAAUCUAUAGAAUCUAUACAUUUCAUUCUCGACAAUGCAAGUUUUCAGAAUAAAGACAGGGAAAUCAGUUUUUUAUUGACAAAUUUCGGUAGAAGAUUGAUGCACUAGGACAAUUACCUGUUUACUUAGAGCCUCUAAAUCUUUUCACUUGGACAAGCUAUUUUCUUUUUGGAUUACUGGUGACCCCUACUAUUUUCUACUUAACGUCAAAGCACAGUAUUGUGUUAUCCAUCAUGGAACAGGACCAUAUUCUUAACCUACCAUCAACAGAGCCUGUAUUUUGAAUUAUUCCAGCAGAGGCAGCCAAUUCCUGUGGAACUUGAGUGAGGUGGGAGGUCUGUGGUCAUUUGAUGUGGCCAAGCAACUAGCUCUAAUUGGGCUCCAAAAUAUAGUAACCCUGGCCCUUUUAGUUUUGUGCUCUUACCAGAUGAUUAACCAACUAUGAAAGAUUUUAUCAACAAGACUAUUUCAGGGUAUGUUCAAUGAGUAAAUGCUUAAUGCUCAUGAAUGAGGCAAUGUAGUUGCAGAAGAGCGCUGAAACUAUUAUUUGGCAUUAGUGCCCAUCGCCCUAUUCCGCCAUCUUACACUAAGGCCACAGAGCUUAGUGACUGUAAGUACAUAAUGGUGAUGGGUGGCUGUUUGAUUCUUGUAGCCUAAGAAAGACAAGGGUCUGGUUCAGAUCUCAUGGGGGGAUACUUAACAUAUUUGAAAAGCAUAUGGGACACAUUAAGAACACAGAUUGGUAGCUACACAUGAAGGUUUACUGCUUUUGUGCUUCAAGGUUCAGGAAUGGAAGAAGGACUCUGGUACCUGGUAGGAGGGAGAAUUGACUUAUUGUGAGAAUGCUGGUAUUUCUUACAUGACUUUUUAUUUUCCUUAGAUGCUGGGUGAACAGGAAGUAAUAACAGCUCUAUUUCUCUGUCAAUAUAAAACUUAACCCUUCAUAUAAUGCUACCUUUGAAGACACAGAAUAUAUCAGACUCUAUCUAUCUACCUAUUAACAGUUUAAAUAAAGAACUGUGUUUGACUUGCUCUCAAUAAAAGUUUGUGUCCUUGUU